Molecule: messenger RNA, 555 nt
Organism: Tarenaya hassleriana
Lineage: Eukaryota; Viridiplantae; Streptophyta; Magnoliopsida; Brassicales; Cleomaceae
Exons: 2
Coding region: 1-555 (184 amino acids)
Source: RefSeq, a predicted model, not a curated record
AUGACUCUUGCAGUUAAUCUGACUAAUUUUUCCAUGCAAUCCAUCCUGAAUCGGGAGAAACUCAUUGGUGAAAACUUCAUCAACUGGUACCACAACUUGAGAAUAGUUCUCAGGCAUGAUCGGAAGUUCUACGUGUUGGAGGAGUCUGUUCCUGAGGAUGAGCCAGGGCCAAUGGACAUCAUAUCAAAAAUACCCUUCCUUUGUUAUUUUGACUUCAAGACCCCUUCUCCAACUAAACAACUCGAAGGACAGAAUGCCUUCGAAAUGAUCGAGCUGCUCAGGACUAUAUUUGAGGAGCAGACAAGAGUCGAGCGAUUUAACGUCCUGAAGAACCUGGUCAACUGUAAGUUGUCCAAUAGUUUGCCCGUGAGUGCUCAUAUCCUCAAGAUGAAGGGUUAUCUAGAGGAUCUUGAGCGACUAUGGUUGGAAGUUAGUCGUGAAUUGGCAGUAGACCUAGUUCUCCAAUCCUUGCCGGAUAGUUAUGACCAGUUAUUAGCUUCUGACUUUGUUCUUCGUUUGUUCCUUGCUCAUUUAUCAUCCCGCAACGUCCCGUGA